UACUGGACAGAUUUCUACCUGCAGUGGAACGUGUCCGACUAUCCAGGAGUGGCCAACGUUAGAUUCCCCGACAGCCAGAUCUGGAGGCCCGACAUCCUGCUGUACAACAGUGCUGAUGAAAGGUUCGACGCCUCCUUUCACACCAACAUCCUGGUCAACUCCACCGGCUACUGCCAGUACCUGCCACCAGGUAUUUUUAAGAGCACCUGCUACAUCGACGUUCGCUGGUUUCCGUUCGACGUGCAGCGCUGCGACCUGAAGUUCGGCUCGUGGACGUACGGCGGCUGGUCUCUGGACCUGCAGAUGAUCGAGGCUGAUGUCACCGGGUACAUCGCCAACGGAGAGUGGGACCUCGUUG
Micropterus dolomieu (smallmouth bass) is the source of this 358-nucleotide messenger RNA. Its product is annotated as neuronal acetylcholine receptor subunit alpha-7-like. The transcript is spliced from 3 exons. The annotation marks the transcript as partial. NCBI's taxonomy places the organism in Eukaryota, Metazoa, Chordata, Actinopteri, Centrarchiformes, Centrarchidae. Gene Ontology annotation, biological process: nervous system process; regulation of membrane potential; monoatomic ion transmembrane transport. Gene Ontology annotation, molecular function: transmembrane signaling receptor activity; acetylcholine-gated monoatomic cation-selective channel activity. Gene Ontology annotation, cellular component: neuron projection; synapse; postsynaptic membrane. The record is from RefSeq and is a predicted model, not a curated record.